Molecule: messenger RNA, 797 nt
Organism: Monopterus albus (swamp eel)
Lineage: Eukaryota; Metazoa; Chordata; Actinopteri; Synbranchiformes; Synbranchidae
Product: zinc finger protein 2-like
Exons: 2
Biological process (GO): regulation of gene expression
Cellular component (GO): nucleus
Source: RefSeq, a predicted model, not a curated record
UGUUACAGUGUGACAUGCGGCGGAAAUAGGCAAACAAAGCGGGAGCUGCGUUAGUUCUGUGGAGGUAGUAGAAGACGGUGUUGUCGUUUUAUUGCGAAUAAAUACUUCUCUCCUAAUAAAUCAACAAUGUCUUCAGUUCACUAUCUGAGAGAGUUUGUCACCGAGCGACUAACUGCUGCUGUUGAAGAAAUAUUCGGAGUCUUUGAGAAAAUUGUCGUCGAGUACGAGCAGGAGAUCGAUCGUCAGCGCAGACUGCUGGAUAUCGUUUGGAAACCAGAAGUAAAGCUACACGGAAUAGAGCUGCCACAGCAACAUGUCUGUCAGGAGGAGGAGCUUCUGGAUGACCAGCAGCUCUGGAACCAGGAGAGGAACUCCAGUCUGGACCAAGAGGACCCAGAGCAUCCACAGAUUAAAGAGGAACAGGAGGAACUCUGCAGCAGUCAGGAGGGAGAGCAGCUCGGACUGAAGCAGGAGGCUGAUCCCUUUAUGUUGACUCCUACUUAUGGGGAAAGUGACCACAGUGAAGCAGAACCAACCAGUGACCAGCAGUUUCUCUGUCACAGCUCUGCUGUAGCUGAGAGCCAGGAUCAGGAAGGAAGCCAACAUGGAGACUCAGGAUCAGCCAGUCACAGUAGCAAUGUGGACAACUCUCCCCUGUCAGAGACUCAGUCUAAACCUCCCACAGGUAAAAAGUCUGUCAAGUGUGACACUUGUGGUAAAGCUUUUAAGUGGAAGUCUGAUUUGGAUAGACAUUUCAGAAGCCACACAGGUGAUGAUCCAUAUGAGAACCCACACAG